This is a messenger RNA of Argentina anserina (silverweed cinquefoil), 1867 nucleotides long. RefSeq names its product chromatin assembly factor 1 subunit FAS2. The coding region runs from base 33 to 1706 and encodes 557 amino acids. Lineage: Eukaryota; Viridiplantae; Streptophyta; Magnoliopsida; Rosales; Rosaceae. Gene Ontology annotation, cellular component: nucleus; CAF-1 complex. The record is from RefSeq and is a predicted model, not a curated record. The transcript is spliced from 12 exons. Gene Ontology annotation, biological process: DNA replication-dependent chromatin assembly; nucleosome assembly. Gene Ontology annotation, molecular function: protein binding.
AGAACCAAAUCCCAAAUCAGUAAAGCCAGAAAAUGAAAGGCGGCACGGUCCAGAUCAACUGGCACGACUCCAAGCCCGUCCUAACCCUAGACUUCCACCCCAAUUCCGGCAUUCUCGCCACCGGCGGCGCCGAAUACGACAUCAAGCUUUGGUUGAUCAAUUCCGGCGAGAAGCUCCCCUCAGUGUCGUAUCAUAAUAGCCUUUCGUACCAUAGUUCGGCUGUGAAUGUCCUUCGAUUCUCCCCUUCUGGAGAACAACUUGCCUCUGGUGCAGAUGGAGGCGAGCUGAUUAUAUGGAAGUUGCAUGCAACCGAAAAUAGUCAAACGUGGAAGGUCUUUAAGUCAUUAUCGUUUCAUCGGAAAGACGUGCUGGACCUCGAGUGGUCCACUGAUGGUUUAUUUCUCAUAUCCGGUUCAGUCGAUAAUUCAUGCAUCAUAUGGGAUGCUAACAAAGGCUCUGUCCAUCAGAUUUUGGACUCCCAUUUCCAUUAUGUUCAAGGUGUGGCCUGGGACCCAUUGGCCAAGUAUGUUGCCUCCCUAAGUUCAGAUAGAACCUGUCGCAUUUAUCUUAAAAAAGCUCAAACAAAAACCAAAGGGACCGGUAAGACAAAUUAUGUUUGUCAACAUGUUAUUUCAAAGGCUGAAAACCCAUCAGAUGAUUCUAAGUCUGUGAAAAAUCAUCUCUUUCACGAUGAAACGCUGCCAUCUUUCUUCCGGAGAUUAGCAUGGUCACCCGAUGGGUCAUUUUUACUUGUUCCAGCAGGAUCGUACAAAGUACCACCUGCAACGGAAACAAUAAAUACUGCUUAUGUAUUUUCAAGAAAGGACCUUUCAAGGCCUGCUUUACAGCUCCCUUGUGCCAACAAAGCAAUAGUGGCAGUUCGAUUCUGCCCUUUGACUUUUACACUGCGGGGAACAAAUCCAUUGGGUUUCUUCAAGCUUCCCCAUCGUAUAGUUUUUACCGUUGCCACUUUAGAUUCUCUCUACAUUUAUGACACAGAGAGUGUUAGUCCAAUUGCAAUUUUGGCGGGUCUUCAUUAUGCAGCCAUAACAGACAUUACAUGGUCACCUGAUGGCCAUUAUCUCGCAUUUUCUUCCCAAGAUGGUUACUGCACUUUGGUGGAAUUUGAAAAUGAUGAACUGGGAUCACCCAUCUGCUUGCCAGAAGAGAAAAAAGUCAUUGGUGAUGAGGAUAAUAGCUCGUUGAAAAACCCAGAGAGCAUGUUAAUCGAAGCUACUACAGAAAACAGUCUCGCCGCUACUAAAGCCAUUAAUGAAGUGAACAAAAUCUCAGUUAAGAAGGCAGACGAUAUGGUAAUAGACACUGCUCCAAAUAAAAGUCUAGAUGCAGUUGAUAAUGAAAUAUCAGAAGCAGAAAGCAAUAAACAUUUAGAAGCAGAAAAGGAAGUUAUAGGUGAUGACAGAAGCAAAGUUGAGAAGCCAGACGAUAUGGUAAUUGACGCUGCCGCAAAUGAUAGUAUUGCAGCCAAUAUUAAAAUAUCAGAAAUAGAAAGAAAAGAAAAGAAAGUCAUGGAUGAUGACAGCAGCACAGUUAAGAAGCCAGUGGACAUGGUAAGUGAAGCUUCCGCAAAUGAUGAUCUUGUAGCAGUAAACGCUGGCAAAACAGAAUCACCGAGUGCAGUGACGAUUCUUGCUGUAAAUAAGCCUGCUAAAAGGCGCAUUGCACCCAUGGCUAUUGACCCGUGAUAGCCACCACUCUCACCUCUGUAAAUUCUCCAGUCAAUAUUGUACUGUUUUAUCUACUGGAUGCUGAUUUCUGGUUUUUUUUCCCACUGAUGCCAUUGUGGAUUCAGUCGUGUAUUAGUUAGUGAAGCCAGAAAUGAUACGACUCCCUUGAAAAUGUUUAA